CGUGCUCUUGCUUCAUUGUGCAAUGAUAUUUGAAAAGUAGCAGAAGAACACAAAAACAUUGUCGUGUUUUGGAACGUGGUUUGCCGCGAAUUUCAUUUGUUAUUACUUAAAACUUUGUUAAACACUUUGAAAUGCUGAAAUUGUGGAACUAUUCGUUAUCUAGACUUAAAACUUCUGUUAAAAAUUAUAAUGUUGUUGAAAAAGCUGAAAAAGUUUUGGAAACAGAAAAACGUGCUGCACCUAGACAUCCAGGGACUGAAGUUAAAUUUCAAGUUUUAAUUAAAGAUAGAAGACACAACAUCUAACUAAAAAAAAUUAUGUAACUGCUGACAUGAACUUGAGGAAUGGAAGAUGAAUAUGAAAGCUAUGAUGGCUUUGAGCCUAAGUCUCCGAGUGCUGUAGAUUUUUAUGACUUUGAUGAUGUAUUGUCUGAUGAAGGAGAACUUGAAGAUUCUACACACAAAACUGUUAUUGAUCAUGUAAACUUUCAUACGAACUCAAGUUUGCCUCUCCCUCCUCUAACACAAACUGAUGAGGUAGUAUUCGGCAAGGGGGACAAACCUCUUGCAGCAGUUCUUCCUGCUAAGUACCAAGAUUCUGAUGUAAAUAGUCUUUUUCCUGAUUAUCAUCCUGAUAAAAGUUUAAGACAUUUGAAGAUAUUUAAAAUCGCCAAACAUAACUUGCCAAAUCUUUGGCGAGGUGUUAGACGUAAGAAGGAUACGAAAAGUGUGAAUCCUAAGGUUGAGAUCAAAUUACAGAAAGAAUUAGAAAUAGAAUCUGAUGAAGAAAUUAAAUUUUUGUCUGAUAAAUCAUAUUCAAAGCCUAUCGAUAAUCCAGAAAGCAAUGUUAACAGUAAACCUUUAAACAAUGCAUGGAGGUUUGGUGCUGCAAAACUAUGGUAUGACAUGGUUGAAGUACCUGAAACAGCAGAAACAUAUGACUAUGGCUUUAAACUAAAAGAAAAAAAUGAGGAUUAUUCAAUUGAAAAUGAUUCUUCUUGUGAUGCAUAUUUAAUGGUAAAUCAAAUGAGCUGGGAAAAUGAUGUGAUAUGGGAUGGAGAGGAUGCUAAAGAAGAAGUUAUGCAAAAGAUAAUGAAUGUUGACAAACCAGCUGGAUGGAUACCAUUCCUCGCCGAUCGCACUGUAUCUGGUUUCCAAGAGUAUACCAAAGGUACUAUCAACCGACAAGAUAAUUUUAUGAAAACAUCUUAUGAGGGCAAUAAAAUGUUUCUGAGUAAUAAAGUUAAGAAAACAGAAUUCCAAUCUAUGUUUCCUGCAGAAAACCCUUUACUUAUUUACGAUCGAUGGGAAGAUGAUGUGAUUUGGGAUCCUGAUAACAUGGCUAGAAUAUCUUAUCCCAAAGUGUUAGAGGUUGAUGACGAUAAUAUCAUCAUAGAUAUUCCAGAGGAUAAACCGCCAAUUGUUGAACCUUUGGAAACAACUAAAGAUUGUAAAAAUAAAAAACCACGUCCUCAGCCUAAAAAGAUUGAGGAAGAAGAAGAGGAAAGUUCAGCUAUGAACAAACCAGAUUUCUUUAACAUUUCUAAUGAUGAGUAUUACAACCCAAAGAUGACUCAAGAGACUGCUUUGAAACUUAGCUAUAGUGGUAGCUUUUUACAGCAUUCCAUUCCUGCUGUUGAAUUGAGGCCUCCAUAUUUCCCAACUCAUUUAGGACUUACUGCAUUGCAACGUUUUCACAGACCUACUCUUAAAAUUUAUUCUCAUGGGCCAUUUGCAUAUUUUGGUGAUUUUCAUGGAGUUCAUUCUCUUCAAAAACAUAUUCAGCGAAAAAGACGUGAAAGAGAAAAGGAACUUGAAGAAUCUGGUGGUGGGGAAAUGUUCUUUAUGCGUACUCCAGCAGAUCUAAGUGCCCAAGAUGGAGAUUUAGUUCUGUUUGAAUUUUGUGAAGAAUUUCCACCUUUAAUGAAUCAAGUUGGAAUGGCUUCUAAGAUUAGAAACCAUUAUCGUAGAAGACCUGGAAAAGAGACGCCUUUAAAACAGUAUGAGUAUGGGGAAACAGCCUAUCACAAUUCUCCUUUUCUAGGCACCCUUCAACCUGGUGAGAGUCUUCAAGCUUAUGAAAAUCAUUUAUACCGAGCUCCAAUUUAUGAACACAGUAUGCAAAGCACAGAUUUUUUAAUCAUACGAACUAGAUAUCAAUAUUUUAUUCGUGAAGUAAAGACUCUAUAUACUGUUGGUCAGCAACUCCCUCUUGUAGAGGUACCUGCUCCAAAAUCUGAAAAAACUAAAAGUUUUCUUAAAGACUUUUUAAAUGUUUUUAUCUAUCGUUUGUUUUGGCAAAGUCCGGAAGCUCCUCGAAAAAUUAGAAUUGAAGCUGUAAAAAAGGCUUUUCCUUCAAUAAGAGAAUUCAGUAUUAGAAAACGUCUAAAUCAGUGUGCAACAUUCCAAAGAACUGGUGGGGGUACUAAAUUUUGGAUUCUCAAUGAACAGUUCAGACUACCCUCUGAGGAGGAAAUCCGACAAACAAUAUCACCUGAGCAGUGCUGUGCAUACUAUAGCAUGCUUUCUGCAGAACAAAGACUAAAAGAUGCUGGUUAUGGUGACAAAUUAGUGGCUGCAGAGGAAGAUAAUGAGUUUUUUCAAACAAAGCUCGAGGAUGAAGUCAAGGCAGCUCCUUGGAACACUACGCAAGCUUUCAUAGCUGCUGCUGAAGGCAAAUGUAUGUUGGAGUUAAAUGGUCCUACUGAUCCUACGGGCAUUGGUUUGGGCUUUUCUUAUGUGAGGAUUCCAAAUAAACCUCAAGUUCCAAAGGACGAUAACCAAAAUCCAGCUAAGCGUCUUGUUAGAGGAACAGAUGCUGAUUUGAGGAGACUUUCACUUAGUGCUGCUAAGAAACUCUUAAAAAGUUUCAAUGUCCCUGAUAAGGAGAUUAAAAAUAUGACCCGAUGGGAGAUAGUACAUGUUGUCCGUACUUUAUCUACAGAACAGGCUAAAUUAGCAGAGGGAGGAGCUGUACCUAAAUUUGCUCGAGGUAAUUUCCAUAGUCAAGCAGAACAUGCCAAGAGGUAUAAAGAAGAGUGCCAACGUUUAUUUGAUUUGCAAAAUAGUGUUCUGUCUUCAAAUGAAGUUUUGUCUACUGAUGAGGAUACUAGUUCAGAAGAAGACUCAGAUAUUGAAGAGAUGGGAAAGCAUAUUGAAAGUAUUCUUUCAGAUAAGAAAACAGCUGAUGAACUUUCACAUGAAAGUGAAGAAGCACAAAGGAAAGAUUUGCAAAAGAUGCUUGCAUCAGAGCUGCCAAUUAAAGAUAGCCUCAAAGCAAAAGAAGAUAAACCACCAAGUAUUGAAGGAAAAAUUUUGAAGAUCUACAGAACAUAUAAAAACAGUGAUGGAACAGAUUAUGAACGCAUUGAGAUUGUAAGGAGACCUGCUGUUGUGGAACUGUAUACAAAAAUUAGAGAAACUAAAAAUGCAGAGUUUGUAAAAAGUUAUUCGAUGGACGAAGAACAAAAAGAGGCAAUAAGGAAAGAAAAGAGGCGAAUACAAGAUCAGUUGAGAAGAAUUAAACGGAAUGAAUUAAAAGAGCGUACGUUUGAGCCUGUUAGAAAGAGAGCAAAGGUUGAAACUCCUUCUUCAAAAGUGACAUGUGGAGCUUGUGGACUAAGUGGUCAUAUGCGAACUAAUAGAGCUUGCAAAAUGUAUCAAAAUACUCCAUCACUUCCACCUGUACAAGUUGCCAUGACAGAGGAACAAGAGGAAGCUGCUGAAAAAAAUGCUUUAAAUGAUCAAAAUCUCAUUCAAUGUGAUGAAACAAAAAUAAUUUUGUCCAAGCAACUUGUUCAACAUGCUGAUGAAGUUCGAAAAAAAUCAUUGGUUAUUAAAAUUCCUAAAGAUACAUUAGCGGCUGCUAAAAAGAAAAGAACUAGCGAAUUAACAAAUUCUGACUAUCUAAGUACACCUAAGAUGAUUAAUCGUAAAAGAACAGAUCCCUUGGUGUCCAUUAGUGUCAUAUUUGAGAAUCUCAUCAAUGAGCUUAAAGCAUUACCCCAUACUCAACCAUUUUGGAUACCUGUUAGCAUUAAACUUGCUCCUGACUAUUUUACGCUAAUUGAAAGACCAAUGGAUUUGCACUCUAUGAAAGAGCAGAUACGUCAACACAAGUACAAAAGUAGAGAAGAUUUCAUUAAAGAUUUACAGCAGAUCAUAGAUAACAGUUCAAAAUACAAUGGACCCCAUAGCUUUCUGACUAUAACUGCCCACACUUUGCUAGAGCAUUGUUUUAAAAUAUUCUCCGAAAAAGAAGAGAGGCUGAUGGAACUAGAAAAAGCUAUUAAUCCUCUUUUAGAUAAUGAUCAAGUAGCUUUCUCUUUUAUGUUAGAAUCUAUAGUUACUGAUUACUUAAAAACUGUCCCCGAGUCAUGGCCUUUUCAUAAACCUGUUGAAAAACGAGUGGCUAAAGGUUAUUAUGAUCUAAUAGAACAACCUAUAGAUUUGAGUGCAAUUAUAAAUUACUGUAAAGCUCAUAAGUAUAGUACGAGACAAGCAUUUAUAGAUGAUGUUGAACUAAUGUAUUCAAAUAGCGAGCGUUUUAAUGGGGUUGAUCAUUCUUAUACAAAAAAAGCACGUGAAAUUGUAGAAAGAUGCCAUGAAUCAUUAUCAUUGUACAGUGAACAGCUAGAAAAACUAGAGGCUGGGUUGAAAAACUCUAAUGGAGUCAAUCCUGUUGUGAACAAUAUUUUAGUACCAAAGAGAACUAGAAAAGUUGGUAGACCCAAACUUAAUGCUGAUUAUGGGGCACCUCCAUCAAAGUACAAUGGCUCUGUUGACACCGAUUCAUUUAUAGAUGUUGAAUCAUUGGAUACUAUCCCAGAUGCUGUCUACGAAAAAGAAUCGAACAAUUCAGAUAAAAGUGAAAGUAUUCAAUGUGACUCGCAACAUUCAAAUGCUAAUGAUUUAGAUCUUUCAGAAAAUAGUGAUGAUGAUCAAGUUGAUAAUAAAGAUUGUGGUGAUAAUAACAAUCAUAUUGCAUCUAAUUCUUUUCUGGAAGAUUUGGACUUGUCAGAAAGUGAUCCUGAGAGUCAAAAUGAUGCUGACAGGUUUCAAGAAGUACACUUGCCUUCAGCGUCUUUGCCUGAGACUUAUAAUCCUAAUUCAAAUAGUGAUUUUACUAGUCCGACAGUGUCAUCUAAAACUCAGAGCUUACAGCAUAUUAAUGGCUUUAUGGAAGUGGAGAGUUAUGGUGAUGAUUCCAAUAUGAACUUUCAGUUACCAGACUCUCAAAUUACCUGUGAUAAUAUUUGUGAUGAUUUAAUUGUAAGUGAUAGUGAGUCUGAGGACAUGCCCAUGGAGCAUGUUUUGCAGUUCUAAUUUGUUUUUCUUUAAAGUUCAAAAUUUCCUGUUAAAUUUAGUUUUCCAUUAUCAGUCUUAACUAUUGAACUUUUAUUCAGAUACAUUUAAUGGUCAGAUACAUAUGUUUGUUUUCUCAAAUUUUUGCCAAUUUUAUUUAAAAUUAUCUGUAAAAUGCAUGUAGUUUAAAAGACUUGUAUGUAAACAUUCCAGUCUGCAUUGAACCAUCCUAUAUUCUUCUCUGUUUAUGUUUAAAAAAUAAUUUUGAUGAAAUAUUUUAUUGUUAGGUUAAAUAAUUAAUAAAAAAGUCUGGGAAUAAUAAAUAUUGCCAUUCUGUUGAACCCAUUACAAUCAUGGUAAAGUUAAAAGGUGUUUCCUACUGUGAUUUAAAAAAAAAAAAAAAAAAGACAAGCUAAAAACUAUUUUUUUACCUUCCAGUUUAACCUUCUUUCAACAUCUUAUAUCUCAUAGUAUUUUAUUUUAGUCUUGUGAAUUUCAUGUUUGGUCCUACAAUUUCCAUCCUAAGCCUGUUAAAUUUUAUGAACAUCAAACAAAAAAUUUUAAAUUUGAAGCAUAUAUUUUAAAGUAACUUCUAGCUACCCUACAAUAAUGGAAGAGACACUUUUUGACAUUUUCUAAAAUCUCUCAAGAUAUACUUAUAUGAUUAAUUUGUGUUUUUAGGGGUGUUUAGUUCAUGCGAUUUUUCAUACUUAGCAAUAUUAUUAAAGAAAAGAUUUCAGAGGUUUGAGGGACCAUCAAUUGUGAAGUGAAUCGUAUUUGGCGACUUAUGAAAAAGUCUGAUUUAAAUAUCUUAAUAAUUUGAAAAGUUUUAAGUAGUUUUCUAAGAAACCUUUGUACUUAAAAAAAAAGGUUCUAAUUGAUAAGGGGUUUCCCUCAAAUUUUUUUUUGUUUCAUAGAACAAAAUUUCAAAACAUAAUACCUUAAAUAUACUUUCACGGUGGAAGAUCCCCUUACAUUGUCAGUGUUAUUUUGAAUCACUCUUGUUUAAUAGAACAAAAUAUAACUUCAA
Parasteatoda tepidariorum (common house spider) is the source of this 6333-nucleotide messenger RNA. RefSeq names its product transcription initiation factor TFIID subunit 1. Gene Ontology annotation, molecular function: RNA polymerase II general transcription initiation factor activity; TBP-class protein binding; histone acetyltransferase activity. Gene Ontology annotation, biological process: RNA polymerase II preinitiation complex assembly; transcription by RNA polymerase II. Gene Ontology annotation, cellular component: transcription factor TFIID complex. NCBI's taxonomy places the organism in Eukaryota, Metazoa, Arthropoda, Arachnida, Araneae, Theridiidae. The record is from RefSeq and is a predicted model, not a curated record.